Messenger RNA from Epinephelus fuscoguttatus (brown-marbled grouper), 4690 nucleotides. RefSeq names its product espin-like protein. The record is from RefSeq and is a predicted model, not a curated record. The transcript is spliced from 11 exons. Bases 17 to 3142 code for a protein of 1041 amino acids. NCBI's taxonomy places the organism in Eukaryota, Metazoa, Chordata, Actinopteri, Perciformes, Serranidae. Gene Ontology annotation, molecular function: actin filament binding. Gene Ontology annotation, cellular component: cytoplasm. Gene Ontology annotation, biological process: actin filament bundle assembly.
CUCAUAGCAGCCAGGGAUGGUGCUUCAUCGGGCCAUCCAGGCAGCUCGAGCAGGGGAUCUUGCAACCCUGAGGGAACUGGCAUCUUCUGGUUACCUCUUACCUGUCAUCGCUGAUGCUCAAGGUGCAGGCCCGGUGCACCACGCAGCAAGGUGUGGACGUCUGGAGUGCCUGCAGUUCCUGGUGAGCGAGGUUGGGCUGGCAGCUGACACUCGGGCCUUGAACAGAGCCACACCAGCACAUGAUGCAGCAGCUACUGGCCACAUCCAGGAGCUGCAGUGGCUGAUAGACCAGGGAGGCUGCAAUGUUGAGGAUAGGGAUGCCGCUGGUGCCACCGCGCUUCAUCUCGCAGCCCGGUUCGGUUGUGUGGAGGUCAUUAAGUGGCUGCUUUCUGUUGGAAGCGCAGCGGAGGUGGAGACAAACUGUGGAGCUGUACCUGCACACUAUGCUGCAGCCAAUGGGGACCUCACCUGUUUAAAACUACUGGUUCAGCAGGCACCUGGGUGUGUGAACCACCAGACUGUCAUCGGUGCCACCCCGCUUUACCUGGCCUGCCAGGAAGGCCACCUGCAUGUUGUCGAGUACCUUGUGAACAGCUCCGGGGCUGACGUCCACCUGAGGGCCCACGAUGGCAUGACCUGCCUGCACGCUGCUGCUCAUAUGGGCCACCAGACUGUGGUGAUGUGGCUGGUGAGCCAUACUGAUGUCAGCCUGUCAUGCCAGGACAGAGAAGGAGCGACUGCUCUGCACUUUGCCGCCAGCAGAGGGCACUAUUGUAUCUUGGAGAGGCUGCUUCAUAUGGGUUCAAAGGUCAUCAAGGAUUACUGGGGAGGGACCCCGCUUCAUGAUGCUGCAGAGAAUGGAGAGCUGGAGUGCUGUAAAAUCUUGUUGGCCUAUCAAGCAAAGCCUUCAGACCAAGACAUUGAUGGAUUCACUGCAACAGACCUGGCAGAGUACAAUGGACACCACGAAUGUGCCAGAUAUCUCUGUGCCAUGGAGAAAAAUAAAGCCUGUGCAGAUAAGCCCAUCGAGGUAAUCACACCAGUGGAAGAAGAAGUGAAGGUGAAGCCUGCUUUGUUGUCACAGUGCAGCAGGGAGGAUUACUACGGCAGCCUGAGCGACACAUGCGGGGACAGUUACAGCACUAACACACCCAUGGAUAGUUUAAAGCAACCUGAGAGUGAGGAGUCCCCGCAGGCAAGGUACCCUCAGCCCCCGUCUGCACCUCCUUUACCUUCUGCUUCAUCCACACCCACACAGCCAGAGAGAAGUGCCGUCAACAGGAUAGAGGAGGUUCACAUCGCAACAUCUGUUCUUAAAGGUUUCAAUCAAUCCAAGGCCACUGGGAGUGAAAAAACUGCCUCUGCUGAUAAAGUGAUGUUGCCUGAUGCAAACCUCCUGGCUGAAAGAAAACUCCUUGGUGACAUGAAGUCCAUUAAAUCCUUAAAACAAUCAGGAAUAUCAGGAGUCUUCACCGGACAAGCAAACAAGAUGGUGGUCCUGCCCACUGAGGAGGCCAACCUGUCGGACAUCGACUACCUGGUGCCCACUCACGAUGAGAGAGGCCGUCCCAUCGCUGAGUGGAAGAGGCAAGUCAUGGUGAGACAGCUGCAGGCCAGGCUACUGGAUGAGGAGGAUCAGAGGAGGAAGGAAAAUGGGAACAGAUAUGCCAAAGUCAGCUGGAGGUACUCCCAAGCCCACAAUGCAAUCCUGGGGCCCUCUGGUGAGCUGCUGACUGAGGAUGACCUCAUCUAUGUGGAGCAGCAGAUUGCCAACGUCUCCAUGCAGAGGAACUGUGAGGGCUACGAGCUGGAGCUCGCUCGUCUGGCUGAGGAGCUCCGGCACAUCCUGCCAGCCCCCAUAGUGAACAUCACCGCCAACACACAGUUCAGAAACUUCUCAAGUCAGGUUCCUCUACCUGUGUGGUGCGGUCGCAUCUCAGGCAUCGUGAAGAGCAUGUCUCUGCUCAUGACCAACCUGACGGACCAGCCCUACUGCAAGAUGCCCAACACCGAUCUGAUCACUGUGUUCUCUCAGACGCCACACAGACAGAACUCCACCAGGGGACGCAGGGAGAGGAUAGAGGAUGAAAUCCAUCAGUUCGGAGUGUCUGUGAGGACUCUGAAGUCUAAUUUUGAGACACAGAACUUACCUUUGUCAGAUGAGCCGGAGGAGGCUGUCGUGUUGAGUUCUUCCCCACAACUCGAGGCCACAGAGUCAGACAAACAGCCUAAAGUCUUGAGUCCGGCCCCAGAAACAGACCAGAACAGUGACUCUGGCAUCGACUAUGAUGAAAACGUUACAGAUGUCCUAGAGACCACCAGCCUCAGGAAGGAGCGUAUAGUCGUGUUGUUCUUAGGCCACUGGAAGAAGUCUGCCUACACUGUGACACUGAAGAGCAAAGAUGCAGCGGAGAGGAAGAUGAGCAGUGGAAGCUCGGGGAUGGGCGAUGACAAAUCUGUGGCAGAUCGCAGGAACAGUUUGGAGAUCGCCCAGUCGAAGAUGAUGAACAGCUCUCUGGGUCAUUUCUUCAAGCAGAGGAGUGCUGUCAACAAGAUGCUGGGAAACUGGAGGAGCAUGAUCUCCAGCGUCCCGUCCAGACAGAUUCGCAGGCUCCACAGGCAGAAAGCCCUCUACUCCCCGGAGCAGUUCCUACCUCGUCUGGAGGGUGUGUCGGUGGAGUACGACAACCUGACCCUGGAUCUCUUCAUGCUGGGCUACUUCCACAUCCUGGAGUUGGAGCUGCCUGUGGACGAACGCAAAAUGAGACACCUGCUCUGCUUCGAGGUGUUCGACCACGUGGGGAGCUUCCCCUGGGAGCUGGUCAGGGACUUCCACAAGGCCGUCAUACAAGACAUCGAGACUGGAAACCGUGAGUGGAAGGAUGGCUUUGAGGACAUUAAAGUGAAGUUCUUUGGAAACACUGUGAGUCAGUCUGAAAGCACUGUAGAGGUGGUGAAACAUACCCUCCCAGAGAUUAGACAGGUCCCUAAGGUAAUUGUGCAGACACCUACGCCGGAUGAGGGGAUGCUACACGGUGGAACUGACAUCUCCAGUUUUAGCAACGAAGAAAUCUGUAAAUACAUCGACCGUAGUUUUGCUUUUUGGAAAGAGAAGGAGGCAGAGAUUUUUGAUUUUGAGUAGUGUCAUCUUUUUGAUAUUUUUGUAUUGUUUGAUGUUAGAUUACAUUCGGGCUGGGUAUCAAACCUAAAUACUGUUUGAGUUGUGAAUUGAAUUGUUGUGGUGAAAGCUAGUGCAGAAUGCUUAGCCAGAUUCAUAGCCAUGUUUACAUAUUUGAUUUGAAUGAUUGUUUUGUAAAUUUUAUACUGUAUUUUAUUGUGUUAAACAUUAAACUCACUAAAAUUUGAAAAGGAUUUUUAUGUUUCUACAUAGCAAUAUUUUGUAGAUAUUUUUGGUACAGCUAUUAGAACUUAAGUAUCGAACUGGCGAUAGAAUUUGAACCAUACCCAGCCCUAUAACAAAAGCCAGAGUGUCUAAAGUGUUAGUGUGUGUUUCUGAGAGUAAAAACUGAUAAGAUUCACUGACAUUACAUCUUCUUUUCGAUUCUCACGUUUUCAAGGCAAUUUUAAUCAAACCGCACAUCUCUUAAAGGAACAUUUCACCGCAAAAUCAAAAUCCUAUUACCUGUAGUGCUCUUUAUCAGUCUAGAUUGUUUUGGUGUGUGUAGCUGAGUAUUGGAGAUAUCGGCUGGAGAGAUGUCUGCCUUCUCUCUAUUACAAUGGAACUAAAUGACACUCGGCUUGUGGUGCCAAAAGAACACAUUUGAAAAACUCAACAGCAAUGUCUCUUUCCAGAAACCAUGACCCGGUUUCUCAAGAUAAUCCACAGACCUUGUUGUGAGCAGUUUCUUGUACGAACUAUUUCCUUGGGAGCAGGAACAUAUUUUGACUAAGGGUUGCUACAUUGUGUAAAUGUGCAACCUGCACACUUACAGGAGCUACAGGAAAACUGCUCAGAUGUACUUACAUCAGCCAGGAGUCCAAUGGAUGUGUGCUCCCUCCCUCAGACACAAAUUCUCCCUGGACUGCAUGUGUACAUCCAGUUGUCUGCUCACCGAAGUCACUUACAACUCCUGGGGAAAUCAUAACGUUACAAUUGCUCGUUGUCUGCUCCAUCAUAAUCUGUCAUAAAACACAGUCCCGAUGGAUUUGCCCCCCUAAAAAGCAGCUCCAAAACUCCUCCUGUCCUGGCAACUUCCUGGUCUUUCUCAGCCUGUUUACACUAUUGAUUAGCUCCCACUAUCGCACCUUCCAGCACCCAUGCUUUCUAUGAAACUACACUCGCCAACCAUAUCACUGCACAAAAGGAAGCAUGCAUCUACUCGUGGACGAGAGGCUCAUACUGUAGGUAAACAUUUAUGGUGUCCUCCUCAGCUCAGCUGUAACAUUAGCUAGCUCGGUGGUGCUAGGUGGGCUAGCAGUAGAUGUACACUUCCUUCUGUGCAGUGAUACAAUUGGUGGGUGUAGUUUGAUAGAAAGAAAAAAGUUCCUACGUGAAACUCCUCAAAAACAAAGUUUGUGGAUUAUUUUGAGUGAUUUCUAGAAAGAGACAUCACUGCUGAUUUUGAGUUCAAAUGUAUGAUUUGUGUCGCUUUGAGCACCACAAGCUGAGUGACACCUACUGCAGUGGCUCCCAACUGGUCCGGCCAUGGGGUCCAGGUUUCUCCUUAGU